GUUCAGGCCGAGCGGGAGGAGGCGGAGCGGGCGGAGGCGGGCGGCCGGCCGGGGAGGCGCGCGCCGGUCUGCUGCGUUCCGGCCUGGCCAUGGCAGCGGCGCCCCUGAAAGUGUGCAUCGUGGGCUCGGGGAACUGGGGUUCAGCUGUUGCAAAAAUAAUUGGUGAUAAUGUCAAGCAACUUCAGAAGUUUGCCUCCACGGUCAAGAUGUGGGUCUUUGAAGAAACGGUUAAUGGGAGAAAACUGACAGACAUCAUAAAUAAUGACCAUGAAAAUGUAAAAUAUCUCCCUGGACACAAGCUGCCAGAAAACGUGGUUGCUGUUGCGAACCUCAGCGAGGCCGUGCAGGACGCAGACCUGCUGGUGUUUGUCAUCCCCCACCAGUUCAUCCACCGGAUCUGCGAAGAGAUCACGGGGAGGGUGCCCAAGGACGCGCUGGGCAUCACCCUCAUCAAGGGCAUAGACGAGGGUCCUGAGGGGCUGAAGCUCAUUUCCGACAUCAUCCGAGAGAAGAUGGGCAUUGACAUCAGCGUGUUGAUGGGAGCCAACAUUGCCAAUGAGGUGGCCGCUGGGAAAUUCUGCGAGACCACCAUUGGCAGCAAGGUAAUGGAGAACGGCCUUCUCUUCAAAGAACUUCUGCAGACUCCAAAUUUUCGAAUUACAGUGGUGGAUGACGCAGACACGGUUGAACUGUGCGGUGCUCUGAAGAACAUCGUGGCCGUGGGAGCCGGGUUCUGCGACGGCCUCCACUGUGGCGACAACACCAAAGCCGCUGUCAUCCGCCUGGGGCUCAUGGAAAUGAUCGCCUUUGCCAGGAUCUUCUGCAAGGGCCAGGUGUCCACGGCCACCUUCCUGGAGAGCUGCGGCGUGGCUGAUCUGAUCACCACCUGCUAUGGGGGCCGGAACCGCAGGGUGGCCGAGGCCUUUGCCAGGACCGGAAAGACCAUCGAAGAAUUGGAGAAGGAGAUGCUGAAUGGGCAGAAGCUGCAAGGACCUCAGACUUCGGCCGAGGUGUACCGCAUACUCAAACAGAAGGGGCUGCUCGACAAUGUGUCCUGUGACCCCUGCUUUAGUGGAAGCGGACCUCCCUUGGCCCCAACCGCCUCCUUCUCAGACUCCUGUGUGCAUCUGUCCUGCGGUUUGGCCUGCCUGGACACCCCCUUAUGAGCAUCUCAACCAUCACCACCCACAAGGCAAG
Molecule: messenger RNA, 1197 nt
Organism: Eubalaena glacialis (North Atlantic right whale)
Lineage: Eukaryota; Metazoa; Chordata; Mammalia; Artiodactyla; Balaenidae
Gene: GPD1L
Product: glycerol-3-phosphate dehydrogenase 1 like
Exons: 8
Coding region: 90-1166 (358 amino acids)
Biological process (GO): carbohydrate metabolic process; glycerol-3-phosphate catabolic process
Cellular component (GO): glycerol-3-phosphate dehydrogenase (FAD) complex; cytosol
Molecular function (GO): NAD binding; protein homodimerization activity; glycerol-3-phosphate dehydrogenase [NAD(P)+] activity
Source: RefSeq, a predicted model, not a curated record